AGUUAAAACCGUUGGACACCAAACAAUCAGAGGGCAAAGUUGUUCCACCUGCAUUAUGCCGGCGAGCAAAACCGUCAAAUAUUCAUUUUAACUUCAAGUAACGAUAAUGUGGGUCGCCAGGCGAGUUUUGUCGUCGCUGGUCAAAAGAAGUCAGUAUGCGGGACAGUCCGGUUUGUUUUGCCGCCCUCAGUACGGCUCCUUCCCUGAGCUGGAGCUGCGGUACCUUCAGUGCACAUGCUGCUGGAGAAGCCGGGUUCCCGUGGCGAGCUUUGAGACCUUUAACGCUAAUCUGUCCUCCAGUAAUGAAUCCUGCAAGGACGACGCGAGCAGAACGCUGGACACCUGCUACACCCCAGAGCAGCGAGACGCUAUCCUCCAGCUCCUCAACACCGCCACGCCAGGAGAGCUGGCCGGGAUAAAGCUGCUGCGAGGUCGCAAGUCCCUCAACAUUGUGGAGUACAGGACUAAAAACGGACCCUUUAAAACUCUGGAAAGUGUGGUGAAUGUUCCACUGCUAAAGCACAAAAGUGCUGUCAUUGUCUUCAACUCCAUUCUCAACCCGACGGUUAAGAAGGAGAGGAAAGUGAGGAUACAGCUGGCCAAGUUCAUCAGGCCAGAGGUCGACAAGUCUUGGUUAGAGAAAUUCUCUCCUUUCCUUCACAGGGUUCUCAACAUGAUGAGGACUGCUGUAGGGCGCCACUUUGGACUGAUGGUGGGUGAGUCUCGAACAAGUGGGGCGCAGACAGUUCGACAGCUCAUGACAGAGUCGGUGACGCAGAAGCUUCCCAGAAUAAACUUUCCCCAGGAUCUGCUGGUGAAGUACAGGAAUUCCUUCCAGAUGGGCAGCAGAAGAGGAGGGGAGGAACUCUGUGAUGCUCUCCUUCAGGCUAUAGCCUUUUAUGAGCUGCUCAGCGACUGCUCCUGAGAGCCACUAGCUGGACUCGUCACAUGCUCCAACCACACAACCAACAAACCUCAGAAAUGGCAUUCUGAGUUCUUUUGAACUUUUUUUUUUUCUUUGAACUUUUUGGAGAUUAAUGAUAAGUUUGAAGAAUUAAAUAUUUUUAUUGUGACUUAAAACACUCAAAUGCUGUUUUCUGGGUACUGUUUGAGUAUAAGGGCUGCUCCUGUGUUUAUUUCUGCUACUAACCCUGACAGGGGCAGUGACGGCUGUUGUCCUAGCAUUUUGUGCAAAACCUGUUUGUGGAUAAAACACAAAGGAUGAAAAGUAUAAAAAUUUGUGUCGAAAACCCAUGUGAGUACUUGAGUAAUCAGUACUUUAAAUUCUUUUAAAAUGCUCAGUAUAAUUUACAAAAAAAGGCAAACUUUUUAUUUACUUAAUGGUUGCACUUACAUAUAAAUAAAAAAAACAUGAUUCCUCAAAUAAACCACGUUAAUUUCAUUUCACAGUAUCUGACUAAAAUAAAUACUGACAAGAGUAAGCUGA
This is a messenger RNA of Neolamprologus brichardi, 1447 nucleotides long. Lineage: Eukaryota; Metazoa; Chordata; Actinopteri; Cichliformes; Cichlidae. The record is from RefSeq and is a predicted model, not a curated record.